This is a messenger RNA of Microthlaspi erraticum, 384 nucleotides long. The record is from the annotation of a GenBank genome assembly. NCBI's taxonomy places the organism in Eukaryota, Viridiplantae, Streptophyta, Magnoliopsida, Brassicales, Brassicaceae.
AUGCCGCAACCAACCAACAACAGCAACUCCUCUGCUCCAAACGUGCUCUGCACGGCGACCGAUCCACAACCACAACAAGCUUCUCCGCCCUCUUUCCAGCAGAACAGAGGCUACAACAAUCGCGGUCGUGGUGGGUGCAAUAACAGAGGUAGAGGACGUUACAAUAGCUCGUGGCAGCAGCAUCAGCAGUACGCUCCACCACCAUGGUCCCGAUUGAUUCCUUUGAAUCAUAGGUUGAACUGUGUUUAUCGUAGCUUCCGCUACAUCAGAUACUCACCGUAUCCACAACAGGCUCCAUUCUUGCCGCCUCCACCUAGCUACUUUCCUCAGUCUCCCCCGACGACCAUCCUCGGUCCCGCUCCUCACGCAAUGAAGCUCAUGUGA